AUGUUUAAAACCGAACGUUCUCUAUUUCCCUCAUUAAACAACAAACUUGUUGAUAUCUGCAAACAACUCGGGAAUAAUGAAGAACAUUUUCAACAACUUAUUAAUUAUUUAAUGGAUGAAAUUAAAGAAGAAAAAAAUUUUAAAAAUAAAAUUUUUUCAAAAAAUCUUUCCCCUUCCCCCUCCAUCAUUCAAUGCGCUCUUUUUGCAAUUUACCAAUCUUUGUGGAUUUUUCUGUCAGAAAUUUGCAAUUUUAAAAUUAAUUCUGCCCCAAUUAUAUUUUUUGGACACAGUUUUGGAGAGCUUUCUGCACUCUGUGCUGCUGGGGGAUUUACUAAAAAUGAAGGAAUGAAAUUAUUGUGGAAAAGGGGAGAGUUGAUUGAAAGGACUGAACCUGCAAAGAUGGUGAUGAUUAAACAGGAAGAGAGUCAAAAUCAAAAUUUGUUAAAACUCCCUCACCAAGUUUAUCUAUCUGCUCGUCUUUCUCCUACAAUUUCUGUUUACGUUGGGAAGCCUUCAAUUAUCGAAAAAUUAGCAAAUCAAGCAUACAAAGAGGAGAACAAUCAAAAAAUUAUUUCAACAAAAAUUUUGGAAAAAAUAAAUUUUGGAUAUCAUUCCAAAGAGUUUAUGGCCCCUAUACUUGAAGAUUUUAAAUUUUCUCUUUUGAAAUUAUUUAAUAAAAAAAUUAAAAUGUUGGAAGGAAUUGUUCUUUCAAAUUUGGAUGGAAAAGAAUUGAGGGCUUUGGAUAUUCUCGAAUAUUUAACUAGACAAUUGUCUGAAACUGUGAGAGUUGAUUUGUGUCUUCAAACGUGA
This is a messenger RNA of Meloidogyne enterolobii, 810 nucleotides long. Lineage: Eukaryota; Metazoa; Nematoda; Chromadorea; Rhabditida; Meloidogynidae. The record is from the annotation of a GenBank genome assembly.